Molecule: messenger RNA, 489 nt
Organism: Colletotrichum truncatum
Lineage: Eukaryota; Fungi; Ascomycota; Sordariomycetes; Glomerellales; Glomerellaceae
Source: RefSeq, a predicted model, not a curated record
AUGGCCGGCGUGGUGGAGCGGACUCUGGAUGAGAGAGAUCUGACUCCUCAGGAAAGUGCUGGCGCUGCAUCGAUCUGCUCGCGAGCCAAGUUCGAAAAAGUCAUCUCGUUGGUCGGGCUUGGAGUGGCAGGAUUCGCCUCAUUGGAACCUGAAACCUCCUCGUCGGUUUGUCUCCGUGGCCGCAGACUUGAUUUUGCGGAGCGGUUUGCGGGUCUUUCGGACGUGACCUGGUACUGGACGGGCGACCCUGACCCAUCGAAACAUCAAGCUAGUGAGAAGUGCAUCGACUACUACGCCGUCGUCAUGCGCCUGCCAGGAGGAAUUAGGGAGCGGACGCCUGUCAGUAGCAAGGCGAAGACGCACGUCGUAUUGUUGUUUUUGCUGCCGCAGAUGAACGGCGGUGUUGUUGUUGUUGUUGUUGUUGUUGUUGUUGUUGUUGUUGUUGUUGUUGUUGUUGUUGUUGUUGUUGUCGUCGUCGUCGUGAUUUAG